CUACCUAAAAUGCAAUUUUAUUUUAAUAGUAACUCUGCAAUUGUUAAUAAUUAUACCUAGCUAAUGAUAAUUAUAAACAAAACUUCAAAGUGCUAAAAAAGUGAUUACGAGUCACGAGAAAUAAAGAGAAUAAUCGCAGAAAAAUAUAUUGAGGCAAAAAUCAUGGAUGAUAUAGAUGAGAGCUAUGAACCAAUGGAUAUUGAUUUAAGUUCUAAUUCUGUAAGUCCUAUGGAUAUUUCAUUUAUAGAGAAAGAUUUAGAAUUUUCACCAGCAACUAUAAAGUCAGAAAAAGAGGACGAUAUUUAUGAAAAACGUUUAAACUUAAAGCCCAUCACCGUUAACAACUUAUUAAAAAAUUACACACAGAAUCGUAACAGAUACAAAUUUACCACAAAUCAAAUUGCAAAAUUAGUUUUAUAUAUAAUGGUGGUGCUUUUUGCUGUUGUUACAUAUCAAAUAGCAUAUUUUAAAUGUAAUGAAAGUUUAAACAUAGGCUUGUUAAAAAAAUCUUUUGCAUCAAAGAUAUAUGGCCAAGAUAUAGCAACUGAAAAAUUAUUAAAAGCGCUAGAUUCUGAUGUACCCAACAAAGUUAUAACAUUGUAUGGUGGAACUGGAGUUGGCAAAACAUAUACAGCCUCAUUAAUACUUGAAAAUAUACUACAAUAUGGUAAUACUUACCACUAUACAAUGCCUGGCUUUUUACAAACAUCAUCAGAUUUUAUGUUAGGCUUAAUUUACUGUGAAUCAUCAAUCAUAGUUAUAGAUGAUCUAAGUAGAAAUGACAUAUUGAUGGUUAAAGAUCAUAUUAAAGAUUUAAUUACAAAGAGUUUAAAAUACUCAAAAAAAAUUAUGAUUAUUCUACUUUAUAACUGUGAUACUAUGGGAGAACAAUUUUUCCGAAAAUGUGAUAGUCAUUUUUUACAAGAGUUGACACAGAGCUUGAAAAAUAUUGAUGCCCAUAAGUUUUAUAUUAAAUAUGAGCUAUUAAAUGAAGAAGUUUUGAGAAAGUGUAUUAAAAAUGAACUUUCUGAUAAAAUGUUGACUGAGUCUGACAUUGCUCAUAUCAUGAAAAAUUUUAAUGUAACUAUCGAUGGAUGCAAAGGUGUUUAUCAGAAAAUGAAAUAUUUAAGCAUAGUUUAGUUUCAAGGUAUGUAAUAUAUUGAAGAAAAUAUUAAAAUUUGUAUUUCAAAUAGA
Molecule: messenger RNA, 1194 nt
Organism: Melitaea cinxia (Glanville fritillary)
Lineage: Eukaryota; Metazoa; Arthropoda; Insecta; Lepidoptera; Nymphalidae
Exons: 1
Coding region: 163-1140 (325 amino acids)
Biological process (GO): cellular response to misfolded protein
Molecular function (GO): ATP hydrolysis activity; ATP binding
Source: RefSeq, a predicted model, not a curated record